AUGGAUGCGAAGCCACAGCGUAUUCGCGUCCGCGGGGACGAGAACAUGCCGCCCACUACCUUCCAGGCCAACAAGACCAUUCAUCAGCGCAACAAGUCCACCUCAGCGCUGAGCGCCAUGGCCUUGGGCGCGAAGAAUGGCGCUCGUCGUGCCUUCGGUGAUGUUAGCAACACCAAGGACGUUCACCGUACCAGUCGUGACGACUCGGCAUUGACGGGCAAGCCCGCUGCGAAGCAAGCAGACAUCAAGCCUGUCCUCUCCCAACCUGCCCAGCGCCCCAUGUCGAUGUCCGGUCUCAAGGGUGUCUUGAAUACUGUAACUGCGAAGCCGACCAAUCCUGCCGGAAAGGCUCAGCAGACUGUGAAGAAUAACAAGCGCAACAAUGUCAUCUUCCGUGAUCAACUCGAACCUGUCGUCGAAAAGCCAACAUCCAAGGAAACUGUCAACACAAAGGAAUCAUCCAAGGAAUCCACCUAUGAAGAAUGGAGACGCGAAGUCGCCCGCCCGGAAACCGCUCAAGUACAAAUCGACACCGAUAAAGCAGCAUGGAUGGAGGGGCAGAGUCUCGAGGAGGCUGGGGUGGAAACCUGCGAAGACGCUCAGCAGCUGAAGUCAUAUCUUGAUCAUGGCCGUACCUCUGGGAUCUACUCAGAUACCACCAUCUCUGAUACAGAGGAGGCCAAGGAAGAUCUCAAAGAUGAGGCCAAGGUUGAUCUGAAGAAUAUUACAGACCUUACUCCCGAGCCUGAAGCUGAGGUUGAGGAGUGGGAAGACGCAGAGGAGGACAUUCCUCCUGCUUUCCCCUCGCGUACUGACAACACCACUGGCGGCACCACCACUAUGAUCUAUCCCAAGAUCACGGCUGUUACCAAGGGCGAGAUGCUGCGUGCGAAGGAGAUGGUCGAGUCAUCCCGCUCGGAGGAAGAUUUGCUAGAAGACUUCUACGACUCUAGCAUGGUUGCGGAGUAUAGUAGCGAGAUUUUCCUCCACCUGAGGACCAAAGAAAUCUCCAUGCUUCCCGCUGCCGACUACAUGACCAACCAGGCUGAGAUUCAGUGGAGUAUGCGCUCUGUCCUGAUGGACUGGCUGGUCCAGGUGCAUUUCCGCUUUGCGCUGCUGCCCGAGACUCUCUUCCUCUGCGUCAAUUACAUUGACCGUUUUCUCUCCCACAAGAUUGUGUCCCUGGGUAAGCUGCAGCUGGUUGGUGCCACCGCCAUCUUCAUUGCCGCGAAGUAUGAAGAGAUCACCGCCCCCUCCGUCCAGGAGAUCGUCUACAUGGUCGAUGGUGGUUACACUGUCGAUGAGAUCCUGAAGGCCGAGCGCUUCAUGCUCACUAUUCUCAACUUUGACCUUGGCUGGCCCGGUCCCAUGAGCUUCCUUCGCCGUAUCAGCAAGGCGGAUGACUACGAUCUCGAGACUCGUACAGUCGCCAAGUACUUCCUGGAGCUCACCAUCAUGGAUGAGCGUUUUGUCUCCACCCCACCUAGCUUUGCCUCGGCCGGUGCUCACUGCCUGGCUCGACAAGUUCUUCACAAGGGAUACUGGACCCCGGCCCACGCUUUCUACAGUGGCUAUCUCUAUGAACAGCUUAUCCCCGUUAUGAUCACUAUGAUGGAGUGCUGCGAAGACCCGCAGCGCCACCACCAGGCGAUCUUCGAGAAGUACUCAGAUCGCCGCUUCAAGCGUGCUUCUCUCUACGUCGAGGCCGAGAUGAAGCGAGGCUUCAAGCUUCUCCCGACCGCAUCCUUGAAGGACGUUGAUCGUCUGGAUGGUUAUGCCAACUACUGA
Molecule: messenger RNA, 1788 nt
Organism: Penicillium cinerascens
Lineage: Eukaryota; Fungi; Ascomycota; Eurotiomycetes; Eurotiales; Aspergillaceae
Product: cyclin family protein
Exons: 4
Coding region: 1-1788 (595 amino acids)
Biological process (GO): mitotic cell cycle phase transition; regulation of cyclin-dependent protein serine/threonine kinase activity
Cellular component (GO): cyclin-dependent protein kinase holoenzyme complex; centrosome; nucleus
Molecular function (GO): cyclin-dependent protein serine/threonine kinase regulator activity
Source: RefSeq, a predicted model, not a curated record